ACGCUCCCGGACAUGAUGUCAGUGGGGUCGCAGUCCUUCUCGCCCGGAGGGCCCAAUGGGAUCAUCCGGAGCCAGUCCUUCGCAGGCUUCAGCGGCCUGCAGGAGAGGCGCUCCAGAUGUAACUCGUUCAUUGAGAAUCCCGUGGCUCUCAAGAAACCUCAGGCCAAACUGAAGAAGAUGCACAACUUAGGGCACAAGAACAGCAACCCCCCCAAAGAGCCCCAGCCCAAGAGGCUGGAAGAGGUCUACCGGGCCUUGAAAAACGGACUGGAUGAGUAUCUGGAGGUUCACCAGACAGAGUUGGACAAAUUGACAGCUCAGUUAAAAGAUAUGAAAAGAAACUCUCGCCUGGGUGUGCUGUAUGAACUAGACAAGCAAAUCAAAACCAUCGAAAGGUACAUGAGGCGCCUGGAGUUCCACAUCAGUAAGGUAGAUGAACUCUACGAAGCUUAUUGUAUCCAAAGGCGCCUCCAAGACGGUGCCAGCAAAAUGAAGCAAGCCUUCGCGUCCUCGCCCGCCAGCAAGGCUGCCCGUGGGAGUCUGUCGGAGAUCAGCCGGAGCUACAAAGAGUACACGGAGAACAUGUGCACCAUUGAAGCCGAGCUGGAGAGUCUGCUGGGGGAAUUCUCCAUCAAGAUGAAAGGUCUGGCUGGUUUUGCCCGCCUCUGCCCGGGGGAUCAGUAUGAGAUCUUCAUGAAGUACGGCCGGCAGAGGUGGAAGCUCAAGGGGAAGAUGGAGGUGAAUGGCAAGCAGAGCUGGGACGGAGAGGAGAUGGUCUUCCUGCCCCUCAUCGCCGGAUUCAUCUCCAUCAAGGUCACCGAGCUCAAGGGGCUGGCCUCUCACCUCCUGGUGGGCAGUGUGACCUGUGAGACCAAAGAACUGUUUGCAGCCAGACCCCAGGUGGUGGCAGUGGACAUCAACGACCUCGGCACUGUCAAACUGAACCUGGAGAUCGCCUGGUACCCAUUCGAUGUGGAGGACGUGACGCCUACCUCGGGGGCUGGGAGCAAGGCGGCUGCCCUGCAGAGGAGAAUGUCCAUGUACAGCCAGGGUACCCCAGAAACACCCACCUUCAAGGAUCACUCUUUCUUUAGAUGGUUGCACCCGGCCCCGGACAAGCCGAGGCGGCUGUCUCUCCUGAGUGCCUUGCACGACACUUUGCUUGCCAAGCUGCGCCGCAGCCGUUCUUUCAGCGACCUGCCCUCCCUCAGCCUGAGACCCGCGGCAGUGCUCGAGCUUUAUUCAAAUCUGCCUGAUGACAUCUUUGAGAAUGGGAAGGUGCCCGAGGAGACGGUGCCCCUCUCCCUCAGCUUCAGGGACCUCCCCAACGGGACCUGCACCCCCUGCCCCUCGGCCGACUCCCCGUCCAGCACAUGCUCAACCAACCCAGAAAUCACCAUCACCCCCGCCGAGCUGCCCCUCUCGCGCCAGGCCUCCCAGAGGGACGAUACCAGCUCCGCGGCUUCCAGCAGCUCCUCGGGAGAAGGCCCCGUGCUCAGACCCCCGCUGCAGGGAGACCCGGAGGCCCCCCGCGCCCCCACGGAGGCCCUGUUUCUCGAGAAGGAGGUCACCGAGGCCCUUCUGCAUGAGUCCGAUGAGGCCUCGGAGCUGAAGCCAGUGGAGCUGGACACUCUGGAGGGCAACAUCACCAAGCAGCUGGUGAAGCGACUCACAUCCGCAGAGGCACCAGCCGUCACCGAGAAGCUGUUCUUCGACGGCUCGGUCAGCGGAGAGUCGGAGGGCUGCCGGUCCUUUCUGGAUGGAAGUCUGGAAGAUGCCUUCAACGGCCUCUUCCUCGCCUUGGAGCCUCACAAGGAGCAGUAUAAGGAGUUUCAGGAGCUGAACCAAGAAGUCAUGCAUCUGGACGAUAUCCUCAAAUGCAAGCCGGCAGGAAGCCCCAGCCGGUCCUCCAGCCUGAGCCUCACGGUGGAAAGUGCUUUAGAAAGCUUUGACUUCCUGAACACCUCGGAUUUUGAUGAGGAGGAAGAGGAUGGCGAGGAAGUCGGUCCCGUGGGCGUCGGUGCAGACUCCGUGUUCUCCGACACGGAGCCGGAGAAAAGCAGCUACCGGUCAGUGCACCCAGAAGCCCGCGGCCACCUCAGCGAAGCGCUGACUGAGGACACAGGUGUGGGCACGAGCGUGGCCGGAAGCCCCCUCCCUCUGACCUCGGGCAAUGAGAGCCUCGACCUCACCAUCGUCAGACACCUGCAGGCCUGCACCCAGCUCGUUCAGCAAAUUGUUUUCUCGAGCAAAACCCCCUUUGUGGCGAGGAAUCUCCUAGAGAAGCUUUCACGGGAGAUCCAAGUGAUGGAGAAACUCGCAGCCAUCAGCGAUGAGCACAUCGGGAACAUCAGCUCGGUCAUCGAAGCCAUCCCAGAAUUUCACAAAAAACUGUCCUUGCUGGCCUUCUGGACCAAGUGCUGUAGCCCGGUGGGGGUGUACCACAGUUCGGCAGAUCGCGUGAUCAGGCAGCUGGAAGCCAGCUUCGCCCGGACUGUCAACAGGGAGUACCCAGGACUCGCAGAACCAGUGUUUCGAACCCUGGUGGCCCAAAUCCUGGACCGGGCAGAGCCUCUUCUCUCCUCCAGCCUGUGCUCGGAGGUCAUCACUGUGUUCCAGUAUUACGGCUACUUCACCAGCCACGGGGUGAGCGACCUGGAGAGUCACCUGAACCAGCUGGCCAAGCAAGUCUCCAUGGUGCAAACCCUGCAAUCGCUACGAGAUGAGAAACUUCUGCAGGCCAUGAGUGACCUGGCCCCCAGCAGUCUCCCGGCCCCUCAGGAAGUGCUCAGGACUCUGGCCCUGCUGUUGACCGGGGACAACAGUGAAGUGUGUGAAGCUGUGAUGCUCCACUUGGCAGCGGCUUCCAGAAACAAGCAUUUCAGGGAAAAGGCCUUGCUCUACUACUGUGAAGCACUAACAAAGACAAACCUGCAGCUCCAAAAGGCAGCGUGCCUGGCCUUGAAGAGUCUGGAGGCUACCGAAAGCAUUAAAAUGCUGGUGACUUUGUGUCAGUCCGAUACUGAAGAGAUCCGAAACGUGGCCUCGGAAACUCUGUUGUCUCUUGGAGAAGAUGGGCGGCUGGCCUACGAACAGCUGGACAAAUUUCCUCGAGACUGUGCUACAGCCGGAGGUCGGCCAGGAACGGAAGUGGCCACAGCCUUCUGAGGAACAAGCUGGCGCGGCCCGACAGCUGCCUCUGUCUGCG
This is a messenger RNA of Sorex fumeus (smoky shrew), 3208 nucleotides long. RefSeq names its product RHO family interacting cell polarization regulator 2 (gene RIPOR2). Lineage: Eukaryota; Metazoa; Chordata; Mammalia; Eulipotyphla; Soricidae. The transcript is spliced from 22 exons. The coding region runs from base 13 to 3168 and encodes 1051 amino acids. The record is from RefSeq and is a predicted model, not a curated record.